This is a messenger RNA of Sphaeroforma arctica JP610, 300 nucleotides long. RefSeq lists its product as hypothetical. Gene Ontology annotation, biological process: protein phosphorylation. The transcript has a single exon. Lineage: Eukaryota; Ichthyosporea; Ichthyophonida. Gene Ontology annotation, molecular function: ATP binding; protein kinase activity. The annotation marks the transcript as partial. The record is from RefSeq and is a predicted model, not a curated record.
CAAAUGGACAGCAGGGAUCAGCGCACACAGACCUUCUGCGGCACGCCCGAGUACCUUGCACCAGAAAUCCUGGACAAUCUGGGCGGCUACACGCGCCAUGUGGAUCUGUGGGCUCUAGGCGUGGUCGCUUUCGAGUGUUUGACUGGUAUGUGCGGAUGCGGGUCGGUGUUUUGGUACGAAGGGGUGGAGGUGGAGGAUGUGACACAUGUAUCGGUGGACCUGUACGGGGUGUUUGUGAGUACAUGUGGGAAUGUAGAUGAGAGCGAGAGCGGACAUCACGGAUGCAGAGGAGAGGUGUAA